This is a messenger RNA of Dunckerocampus dactyliophorus (ringed pipefish), 9268 nucleotides long. RefSeq names its product Rho GTPase activating protein 23a (gene arhgap23a). Gene Ontology annotation, molecular function: protein binding. The transcript has 24 exons. The record is from RefSeq and is a predicted model, not a curated record. NCBI's taxonomy places the organism in Eukaryota, Metazoa, Chordata, Actinopteri, Syngnathiformes, Syngnathidae. The coding region runs from base 1670 to 6859 and encodes 1729 amino acids. Gene Ontology annotation, biological process: signal transduction.
CAUUUGAAUGUUUUUCUUCAUUUUAACGUGAUUUCAUUCUCAUUUUCAUUCCAUGUUAUUUCAUUUGAACUUCAUUUCACGUCAUUGUCAAUGUUAUUUCCAUUUGUUUAAAAGCGGUCAAGCGUGCCGUCAGCCGACUAAACGGGCAGCAGCUGAUGCUUGUUUACGGCUCAGCCAAGGCUGCUUGUCGUGGUGGGAUUACGUAAGGGUGCGGAGAAGCCCUCCCCCGAGCUGUCUCAAGGCAGAAAUGGUACACUCCAUGGAGGGGAGGACGCGCAGGAUGUGUCACCUUGCAUCGCCGUCAUUUAUCCGUUAAAAUGACGAGGGCGGGGCCUGCAGGCCCGAGGCUGUGUAUCCGCCGCUGAGGUUGCCCCAGAGGAAUGGGACGGCGUAGAAGACAAUUUUGUAGAGUGACCACCAUCUAACCUGAAUACUUAGUGUAUUUACAUGCUGUUAGAGAUGUGGCGCCCCCUACCAUCACGGAGGUCAUCACAUUGUGCAUGUAUCAUGCAAAAGUCUUUCUGGCGUUGUUAUUGUUGUUGUUUUAAAGCAUGGCGGCCAUAUUGACGUAGUAAAAGAGUAAAUCGUAGGAAACAUCCACUUUUUGUAGGGUUUCCAAGCCUGCUUUUGAAGUGGUUCUCACAGCGUCAUGGCAGCCACAUGGCCCGACUCCACGACUCUCCUCCGUGUAUUUUAUCCCUUUUAAUUUGCGCUUACUUUCAUUCGUGUUUCAUAAUGAUGACGAUGACGGCGUAGCGUAGCUUGGCAGCAGGCUGAGCUUCCUCUUCUCCUGAUGAGUAAGCUUCCCCUGGCUGUGCCUGCACAAAAAAGUAUAAAAAUACAUUUUUAGCAUCACUUUUUCCCCCACAAGGACUCAAUUCUAGUGGAUUCUGUCUGGAAGGGGCAGGAAUUAGACAACGUGGCAUCCACAUUUGUGGCAUUUAUGUCUGAUUUAAUAGGUAUAGAAGGUGCACUUCCUGUUUGGGUCAGGGGUUACAUCCUUGAGGGUUCAUAGUUAAUGAAUAAUGGCUAAUGGUGAGUCUUCUCACUGUGCUUUGGUAUUUCCAGCAUGGAAAACAAUGUUGGUAACUUGAUUGAAAGGUCAUUUUGGUAAAAAAAAAAAAAAAAAAUGUAACAAACCUUUUACUGACUGAGAUAUGCAGUAAGUAAUUAUUUCUUUUGUAUUACUGUUGUUGUGAUUGAUAUUAUCGGUAUUGUUAUUAUCAGUAUUGAUCUUCCGAUAUCGCUGCUAUUGUUAAAAAAACUCUUUUUUGGGAAUACAGUAUUGCUCUUUACUUUGAAGGGCGGUUCACCGUACUUCCGGUACAUUUCCGGGUUAAUUGGCGCCGCUUCGCCUUGUGUGGCGGACGGAUUCAGCGAACAACUGAUGCGGUCUGGCGGAAGGAGAAGACCAAGAAGAAGAAGAAGAAGAAGUAGUGACGGAGGGGGCGGAGGACGCGAUGGAGGGGGGAGCUCCCUGAGAUAAACACCGCACAUUGGGCAUUUUAGACGGGGAAGUGGCGGCGGCGGUGGUGGUGGGCACUGAAGAAGGAAGAAGCGGGAUAAGUGUCGAACAAGUUUACAGCCGGAGCUUUGUUAUCCACACCCCGCACGUUGGACCCUCCAGUGGACUCCCCUGCGGCCGCGGUCCAACAGUCUCCUUCGCCCAAUGAAUGGAGUUGCCUUCUGCCUUGUUGGAAUACCUCCAUACUCCUCCGAGCACCACGCGAAAGGGCGGAGGGAUGGUCUCUCGUCCGCCGCCGACAACCCUCGGCCGCCGAUGGCGUCCAGGCCGGGCAGGGAGGGCGUCAGCGCGCCUUGGAAAGGCCCCCGGACGCUGGUCCUCCGCAAGAACUCGCAGGGUUUCGGCUUCACCUUGCGCCACUUCAUCGUUUACCCUCCGGAGUCCGCUCUGCACACCGACCUCAAGGAUGAGGAGAACGGCAACGGAAAGGGGUUCCAGAAGGGACGACUGGAGCCCAUGGACACCAUAUUUGUGAAGAACGUCCGAGAGAAAGGUCCAGCCCACCAGGCGGGCCUGUGCACAGGGGAUCGUCUGGUGAAGGUGAACGGGGAGAGCGUGCUGGGGAAAACAUACUCCCAGGUGAUCACCCUCAUCCAAAACAGUGAGAGUGUGCUGGAGCUCUCCAUUAUGCCAAAAGAUGAAGACGUCCUUCAGUUGGUAAGUGCGUACUCCCAAGAUGCCUACCUGACCGGCAACGAGCCCUUCUCGGGGGGAGCUGAGAACCUCCCGCCGCCACCGCCCCUCUGCUAUUCCCGCAGCAGGACCACGUCACCUGCAGGGGCGCCACCGCCUGCCCCCAUGGGGCAGAACCAGCUUGAUAAUUGGAGUCGCUGGCCCGGUUCCCCCAGUCCCUCAUCACCCCUGGACAACCGUUCCUCGGUGUGCAGCCCUCCCAGUUGGCAGGACGGGCGUUCGGUAGAGCUCGGCGGCGUGGGGCACAGCAGUCCGGCCCACCGCACAGAGGAGAUCCAGUAUGGUAUGACUGGCCAGCAGCCUCAGGGUCAAACCAGGGGGCGCUCCUACUCAUCUUCUUCAUCGUCAGGAGGCCCUUUAUCCAGCCCGCUGCAGGUCCACUACCCCAACCACCAUGGAGCCAAUUCCACGCAGGCCCAGCCUCGCAAGUCCAGCAACUCAGCUUGGACCAGCCCGCCGCUGCCCCACCUCAGUCACGGGCGCACUGAGCGCUGCCAGCAAGCGCUGUCAGAGUGGUACUACAGCCAAGUGCCCGAGCGCUCGGGGGGGCGCAACAUGCAGACUCGCCAACGCAGCUACUCCCAGGACCGGCUAAGCGACACAAGGAGGCAGCAGCAUCAGCAGCGGGCAGGCGGCUGGCCUCACAGUGCCUCCCAGGACACUCUGCUGUUACUGCAGCAGUCAGGACCGGGGCCCCAUGGAGAGCCCUACUGGUCAUAUGGAGAGUGGGGACCAGAUAGGGGCCAUCCUGCCUCCAACUACACAAGGACUCGCUCUGAAAACCUGCUGGGACAGUAUGAUCGUCACGGACGCUCCUUAGAGAUGUUGGACCGAACCUCAGCUGGACUGGUCUCACCUCGGUGUGAGCGGUGGAAUCAGCCUCCCAAGCCACCCCCCAGGACUGAUCUCCACCAAAGACAUGGUGGUCAGUACCCUGCGAAACAAGCACCCUCGAUGCCCCGACACCCACAGCCGAACUCCAAACACCCCACACAGACCCAACCCCAACAGGUGCCUCUCAAGAACCGGCGGCUUCCUUCAGGCCAGAGCAUGGACGACCAACCGGUUGGCUACCGUAGCUACAGUCCCUCCUUCUACCGUAAGACGGGCCGCAUCAUGCAGCAAGCCCACUCUUUCAGGGACCCUUCGUACUCUGGCCCCCACCUGAACUGGAACACCAGCCCGCCAGAGGGCGCGCCGGCCGUCUCACCCGCCACUCCACUGGCCUCCACCUCACCCGAAUCCCAGGAGAGAGCAUACAGGCCCACCAACCACGAGAGGGAGCGAGGGUCAACGGUGGAGGUGGUGGCAGCGCAGACCCAGGAAGUAGUAAUGCGGCAAAAGCCUCCCAGCGGGCGGCGGAACGCCCACGGCAUGCGGCACCCUCACUACGUGCUCCCCAUGGACGGCCUGGAGCCCUCCUUGUUCUCUCCGGAGCCCCCAGACUCGGCAGCCGCCUCCAGCUCCUCAGGAGAGGCAGUGCCGUGUAAGGCAAAUGGCGGCCUUGUCCCACUGUCCCUGGAGGACGACUCCCUGGCAUCCAUCCCCUUCAUCGAUGAGCCCACCAGCCCUGGUGCUGACUUGCGCGCCCGCCACGUGCCGGCGUCCUCCGUGGUCUCCAGCGGCAUGAGUUCGGCGCCCGCCGCUGUCGCCAGCCCCGCUUCCCCCACCUUCACCUUCCCCGCCACUAGGCUCUUCUCACAUGACUGCAGCGCUAUUAAAUCCGGUCGCCGUUCCUCCUAUCUUCUAGCCAUCACCUCCGAGAGGUCCAAGUCGUGCGAUGAGGGGCUCAACACCUUCCGGGAGGACGGACGCGUCUUCUCGAGGCUACCAAAGAGAGUCAAGAGCUUCUUCACGGAUGGGUCUCUGGACAACUUGGGGACGGAGGAGGAGAGACGAUCCAAGCGACACUCCACCUCGGAGCUGGGGAACAUCAUGUACAGCGACGUGCUGCGACAAGGGUGGCUGCACUACAAGCAGAUCCUCACGGAAAAGGGCAAGAAGGUGGGCAGCGGCAUGCGGCCGUGGAAGCGAGUCUUCUCAGUGCUGCGCUCCCACUCGCUCUUCCUCUAUAAGGACAAGCGGGAGGCGGUGCUCCGCGGGGCCACCGUGGGGGGCGGCGCAGAGGACGAGCAGCCCAUCAGCAUCCGGGGCUGCCUGGUGGACAUCGCCUACAGCGAGACCAAGCGCAAGCACGCCCUGCGGCUCACCACGCAGGACUUCUGCGAGUACCUGCUGCAGGCGGAGGACCGCGAGGACAUGCUGGACUGGAUCAAGGUCAUCAGGGAGAACAGCAAGACGGACAACGAGGAGUUGGGCUUUUCCAGGCAGGCGCUCAUCAACAAGAAGCUGAAUGACUACAGGAAACAGAGCCCAACUGGCAGCAAGCCGGACGCCUCACCCAGGAUGUCCCGCAUGAAGCCUCCCUUCCUGCUCGCCAAGACGGAGAACGCUUUGGGGGCGCCGCGCUCACCCAAACCAGAUGGCAAAGACGAGAGCAGCCCCCCCAAGUCCCCGUGGGGAAUCAACAUCAUGAAGAAGACCAAGAAGGCUGGUCCCAAAGCUUUCGGCGUGAGGCUGGAGGAGUGCCAGCCGGGCGUCAACAACAAGUUCAUCCCGUUGAUCGUGGAGAUCUGCUGCGGUCUGGUGGAAGAGAUGGGUCUGGAGUACACCGGCAUCUACCGCGUGCCGGGCAACAACGCCAUGGUGUCGCUGCUGCAGGAGCAACUCAACAAGGGUGUCGACAUCAACCCAGCAGAGGAGAAGUGGCAGGACCUCAAUGUCGUCAGUAGUUUGCUUAAAUCCUUCUUCCGGAAACUUCCAGAGCCACUCUUCACCAACGACAAGUACAACGAUUUCAUUGACGCCAACAGAAUGGAAGACGCAUCAGACAGACUGAAGACCAUGAAGAAGCUGAUCCGAGAUCUCCCAGAUUAUUACUACCACACUCUGAAGUUCUUAGUGUGUCACCUAAAGACAGUGGCGGACCACUCUGAUAAAAACAAGAUGGAACCACGUAACCUGGCUCUGGUGUUCGGGCCGACUCUGGUGCGGACGUCCGAGGACAACAUGAAGGACAUGGUGACACACAUGCCUGACCGCUACAAGAUAGUGGAGACGCUCGUCCAGCAUUACAUCUGGUUUUUCAGCGACGAGCCAGACAAGGAUGAAAAGACGCCGGUGGACACGGAGGACAUGCAGCCCGCCCCCAACAUUGACCACCUCCUGUCCAACAUUGGGCGCACCGCUCUGCUCGGGGACGCCUCAGACUCCACCAACAGUGACUCAGCAAAAUCAAAGGGGUCCUGGGGGUCCAAGAAGGACCUCACGGCCAAGGACUUCCUGACUCUGUCCAUCAUGUCGGCCGUCACGGGCCGCAAGCGCAGGAAGCGGCACAAUGCUCGCCGCGUGGGCAGCAGCACCGACGACGACUCGGAGCACGAGCCCGUCAAGGCGGGACACCCGGGGGCCGAAGAGGGGGAGGAGGAAGAAGAGGAGGCAGAGUCGCCACCGGGAGACACCGCUCCUCAUGCGGAGGGGGAGGCAGACGACGAUGAGGAAGAAGAGGAGGAGGAGGAAGAAGAGGAAGUUGUGCAGGCGGAGGUGAAAGAGGAGGCGGCGGCUUGCGGUCCAAAAAAACAGGAAGAGGCGGCGGAAGGAAGGUCAAACCAGGAAAAGGGGCCGGCGUGGCGGGCGCCCGAGGACGCGCGCUCCAUCGUGUCAGGCUACUCCACCCUCUCCACGCUGGGGCGGAGCCUGGGCUCGGAGGGGAGGGCGGAGGAUGCCGACGACGAGCACAGCGAGCUGGUGAGCGAGACGGACAACGAGAGCGGCUUCGCCUCGCGCUCCCUGACGCAGGAGCGGCCCGAGAAGCGGACGGCAGGGCCGCGCGGUGCCCCGCACAAACCCCCGACGACGACGACACCAGCUGACGCCAUCGCCCCGCCGCCUGCCGCCACCAUCGCCCCCACGCUCACUCCGGACAGCGCAGAGAGGAGCGAAGGAGGGGCGAGAUCCACCACGCCAUCGUCCUCAUCCUUCUCGUCGUCCUCCACCGCUCACAGGCUUCACUCGCGGCCUUCCUUCAACUCCCACAAGCUGAUCCAGUGCGACACGCUCGCCCGCAAGAAACUCAAGGGCGACAAGGUCAAGGCUCACUCCCUCGACCUGCUCGACGUCCCCGCUCAAAACCACAGCGCCACGCCGGACGCCACCUCCAGGACCAGGAGAGAGCCCAGAACCAACCCCUCCUCGGAAAGCAGCCAGGAGAGUUUCCGCCCGGGUCGACCCCGGCCGGCUGCGCUGCCCAGCGAGGCCGCCUCCUUCACGCCCGCCGCCAAGUCCCUCGCAGAUCAGGUGCGCGCCCGCCUGCUGGGCUCGGCCGACGACCUGCGCAGCGUCGGCAUGCGCAAGCCCCUCUCGCCCGAGAGCCGCCGCAAGAGGCGGGCCUGGCGUCGCCACACGGUGGUGGCGUCCCCCACCGAGGCGAGCGACAAGAGGCCGCCGCUGACCGUCACAGAGUUCCCGCUGUCUCCCAUCGCCGCUAAAACGCAGCCGGGGCCUCCGGAGGAGGAAGAUGGCGGCGAGCGGGGGCCUUGUGGCCGCCACGCGCCCACCUCCAGGUUCCACCAGUACCUGUGAAUCCUGGCGGCGAGCGUCCGCGCCGAGCUGCCUGCUGAGCUGCAGGUCAGCAGACUGGCAGCACGCUAGCGCUUAAAAAGACGCCGCCAUCUUUUUGUGUCUCGUAUUCAUCUAAACCUACGCGUCUUGUGUACAGCAGGGGGCGCUCCAAUUCCUUUCAACGUUGCCAAAGCUCUUUUCGUUUUCUUACUUCUUUAACUGCGCUUGUUUUUAUUUUAUAAGUGACACAACAACAGCAGCAGGGUGAACACAGGAUGACCUCAUCGUUACCUACACAACUGUGCAAAAGUCUUGGGUCACCACCAGAUUUGUUCUUUUAAUCAGGAAAUAGAAUAGAAUGCAAUAGAACGAUGAAUCGCUAUGAAUUAUGUCCAUUUGUGAGCAACUGACUUGUGGCCACUUGAAGCAAAGGAGGCGCACUACUUGGCAGCAGCCAGCGGGGGCGCUGUUGCACCUAGUUUAUUGUCUAAUAGGAGCCCAUUUCAUGUAGAAUUGAGAAAUAUAAGAACGAUUAUUCUGGAAACAAAAGUUAUCAGUGUGGAAAAACACACUUUCCUGCCAUCAAAAAUUUGUAUUAGAUCACAAAAACAACAAAUCCCAAAACCCAUUAAAUGACUUUUUAUAGUUAAAAACAGUAUUAAAUAUUAGGACACGCAAUGGAAUGAAUGCGGGUUUAGCUUGAAGAGCGACAACUUGCUGCUUUUGCUCCAACGUAAAAGUGACAACGGACUCAUCUUGGUGGACUUUCUGCUGGUGAUCUUCAUACUUGUAGAAAGAUGAAAAAAAAUAGUCCCAAAUGGUCAUCGUGACAUUGCUAAAGAGGCAACGUCGGUGGUGACUCGGCACUUUUGCACAGCUCGGCAAACAAUUCCCACCUUGAGGGCACGAAUGGUGCUUCUUUUUUUGGAAAAAGUCAAGACGCGGAGUAAAACCAUUUCAUCGCUUCCCGGAUCGCUCGCUCGUCCCCCGCCCCCACCCCGCUCGUCUCUCGCGCUCCUUUUUGUAACAUUUGUACAAAGCCUUGUUUUUAAGUUGUAAAUAUCAACGUUGUCGUGUUUGUUUUUACCUUUUCUUAAUGAUAAUAAUAAUCUUUUUUAUGGUUUACAAACGUGCGCACACAAACACACGCCGUCGUUUCUUUCAAGACUUGAAAUGCUCCCUUAAUAUAUUGUUUGUUUUAUAUAUAUAUAUAUAUAUAUAUACAUAUAUAUAUAUAUAUAUAUAUGUAUUAUAUAUAUUAUAUAUAUCGCCACCUCUGGUUGUCACUUCCUGUCUUGAGGCUUUUUUAACCACACUGCGGUGACUAAUCCAAACAGUCUCGUCAUACCUCAACAUUUCUUUGUUGGUUUUUCAACAAGUGCCUAAUUUCUGGAAUGUUGUCCAGCAGUGCCACGCUAGCUUCUCUUCCCAUUCAGUCUUCUUCUUCUUCUUCCCUGUGAGGUUCCUGUCUGUCCUCCUGUGGUUUUCACGCUCCACUAAGACGUCUACGUUCAAGUUCAAGUGGGCAUAGAGACUUCAAAUAAGCACACGUCAUGCCAAGGACACGUCUAUGCACUCCCUCUGCCUCUCUCUCUUUCUCCCUCACACACACACACACACACACAUCACUUUGUUGAGAAUAAAACAGUGUGUUGUCGCUUAUGUUUGUGUACAUACUAUCGUAAUAUGUAACAUAUUGUCUGACAUUGUGUACAUUUAAGUCAAACUAAUUGUCUGCGUGCUUUAAAGCAAGGUUAUUAUUAUUAUUAUGAUUAUAUAAUGUAAAUAAAAAGAAGUACGUACAAAAAAAUAAAGGGGUGUUUGUCUUCUGGUGUUAAAUUGUCAAUGGCGCCCUCUUGUGGUUACAGGUAAUAUGGCCUCAAUAGUUCUUUGAGGUGUUUUUUUAAACAGAGCAAACCCUUCAUGUUUAGCAUCUUUUCUUACAUCAUAUUCAUUUCUUGUGGCGUAUUAUAGCAUCUUUAGAGUUCCGGGGCGCCCAAACUGGGUCAUAGUUCAAUUUCUAUGGAGUCUGAAUGCUCUUUUUCUUGGGAAGAGCUUCUGGAAUAAAGUUUUUAUUAUUAAUGUAAAGUAUCUGUCAAGGUCGUGACAACAACAUUAUGUAUUUUUGUAUGUUUGGAGUUCCAGUUAAAUGUGAAAAAACAACUAAGGGUUUCCCAAAUGCAGCCUGGGGGGCAUUUGCAGCCCGCAGCUUUUGUUUUUAUUGAAACAUUCUCCCCAUAAAGUGAAUCACUGACCAUUAUGGAGGAUUGGAGCCGCACGGAUCACGCCAACAAUAAUUGUUGAAAUAUACUGAACACCUUACGGUUUUAGUGUUUAAUCAUAUUUUUAAAGUGAAUAAUCCCCUUUUUUUAUUAUCCCCCUGUGAAAAAAGCACAUUAAUUAAAGCUGUCAAACGACAUGUAGUAGGCU